UCUUUGGUCAAAUAUGAAACACCCUCAUUUAACUUUCCUUGUCUUUCUGUCUUUUGGGGGGAUGACUUAUGUUUUCAGUGAUCUUUACCUCUCGGUCCAUAGGCUGGAACAGCUAGCCAAGUAUGAGCCUGUUUUACUGGCUGGAAUUAAGAAGUAUGUUGAUGCUCAACCCUUGGGAGUCCCUGCCGAAAUUGUAAGAUUUAUUAAUGAAACUGAAGCAGUAAUUUUAAACACAGCUGAUGUGUCACAUGACAUUCGCCAUCCAAUCAAUGCCUAUCAUUUGGUAGAAAGAUUCGUAUUUUAUUGGUUAUAUCUCUUUGAAAAACUCGUCUGUAAGAAGUGUACAAAAGUCACAGCUGUAAAAGAUUUUAAGUCGGCACAUCAUGCAGCUCUACACAACAUCACCAGGCUCCCGGUCAUGAGGGAUCUGAACGGUACCAUGCGGGGGAUCCUCCGUUUGUGGCGUACCUACAAACUAGACAUCAACAAACUCAUCCAGGGGGAGAUUCUAGGGUACAGGGGGAGAGCCCUGAACCAUAAAGACGUGGUCCGACUGAUUGUAUUCUCCUAA
This is a messenger RNA of Saccostrea echinata, 571 nucleotides long. RefSeq lists its product as uncharacterized. Gene Ontology annotation, cellular component: endoplasmic reticulum. Bases 14 to 571 code for a protein of 185 amino acids. The record is from RefSeq and is a predicted model, not a curated record. Lineage: Eukaryota; Metazoa; Mollusca; Bivalvia; Ostreida; Ostreidae. The transcript has 4 exons. Gene Ontology annotation, molecular function: procollagen-proline 4-dioxygenase activity.